CCACAUGACCUUAUCAAGCCAAAUCUCAAGUAGUACUCUUCAUUUUCUACUGUCUUUGCAUUAAUAACAAUGGCUGCCACAAAGCUACUGCUUGCCGACUUAGCAUCCGACGUGAAAUAUGUUCCGUCUAACUACAUCCGUCCUAUGUCCGACCGCCCGAAUCUCGACAAAGUUCACACGUCCGGCGCUUCCAUUCCUCUCAUUGAUCUUCAAGGCCUCCGAGGCCCAAACCACCGCGAUAUUGUCAAACAGAUUGGCCAAGCUUGCCAACAUGAUGGUUUUUUUCAGGUUACAAACCACGGGAUACCAGAGGAGAUUGUUAACAACAUGCUGCGAUUAGCAAGGGAGUUUUUUAGAUUACCGGAGUCGGAGAGGCUGAAGAACUACUCCGACGACCCUUCGAAAACCACUAGGCUUUCCACUAGCUUUAAUGUCAAGACUGAGAAAGUGGCAAACUGGAGGGACUUUCUGAGGCUCUAUUGCUACCCUCUUGAGGACUUCAUCAACGAAUGGCCAACAAACCCUCCAUCCUUUAGAAAAGACGUAGCUAAUUACUGCACGAGCGUGAGAGGACUAGUUCUGAGAUUAUUGGAGGCGAUAUCGGAGAGCUUAGGCCUAAACGUGGGCUACAUUGAGAAUGCAUUGGGCAGGCAUGGGCAACACAUGGCAAUGAAUUACUACCCACCAUGUCCACAGCCAGAUCUCACUUAUGGAUUGCCCGGUCACACCGAUCCGAAUCUGAUCACAGUUCUGCUCCAAGAUGAUGUUCCUGGACUUCAGGUCCUCAGAAAUGGAAACUGGGUUGCAGUCAAUCCUAUUCCCAACACUUUCAUUGUCAACAUUGGUGAUCAGAUGCAGGUAAUUAGCAAUGAUCGGUACAAAAGUGUUCUACAUCGAGCCGUGGUUAACUGCAACAAGGAACGUAUAUCUAUCCCAACUUUUUACUGUCCAUCACCAGAUGCAAUUGUAGAGCCCGCCAAGCACUUGAUCAACGAGGAUGAACCCGCGGUCUACAGGAGCUUCACAUAUGCCGAGUUCUACAAAAAAUUUUGGGACAGAGGACUCGCAACCGAGUGCUGCUUAGACAUGUUCAAAAAAACUUGAUGUGUUUGCGCCGUUAGAUAACAUAAAUGUACUCUAUUUCUUUUCGAAAGAUGUUUAAGGGCAUCACUAAUGCUAAGCACCACCAUUUAAUAGAAGACGGUUCCACUUGUAAGAUGUUUAAGGGCAUUACUAAUGCUAAGCACCACCAUUUAAUAGAAGGCGGGUUCCACUUGUGAGUCCCACGCUGCAAAAUCCACCUUCUAUUAGAUGAUAGUGACAUUGCUCUUUCUUUUCUCCCCAUGUGCAUUUAGGUAGAUAGAUGUAAUGUAAUAUUUCAAAAGGGUAUGCUCUA
Messenger RNA from Morus notabilis, 1396 nucleotides. Its product is annotated as protein DMR6-LIKE OXYGENASE 2. The record is from RefSeq and is a predicted model, not a curated record. The coding region runs from base 70 to 1104 and encodes 344 amino acids. The transcript has 4 exons. NCBI's taxonomy places the organism in Eukaryota, Viridiplantae, Streptophyta, Magnoliopsida, Rosales, Moraceae.